Molecule: messenger RNA, 123 nt
Organism: Nestor notabilis (Kea)
Lineage: Eukaryota; Metazoa; Chordata; Aves; Psittaciformes; Psittacidae
Product: protachykinin-1-like
Exons: 1
Biological process (GO): tachykinin receptor signaling pathway
Source: RefSeq, a predicted model, not a curated record
AUGAGACUCCCGCUGGCUUUCGCUGUGCUCCUCCUGGCCUCUGCGCGGGCUCUGGCCGAGGAGAUGGGCGCCUCCGACGACCUCAGCUACUGGUCGGACUGGUCCGACGGCGACCAGGCGAAG